UCGUGUUGGUCCUCUUUUUCUUCCAACGCGAAGGUGUUUGGACGUUGUUCUGGCAGAAGCCGUUCAAAAUGGCUUUAAAAUGCCUAGGACAGCGUUUAUUCCUUGGACUGACACAAACAACACAUUCUUUAUUCAUUAACCAAGCAAUUUAUACCAAAGGAAAUGCUCUGGCAUUAGCACCGUGCUUUUUAACUAACAAACUUGGUUGUUUUAAUGUAUUCAUGGUUGGACAUUACUCCUCACAGCUUCAAGCUAGUGGGAGUGAUUUCUCUGAUGACACUCUCUAUCCUUUAGUGAGUGUAAAGGUUAAAGGAAGCGAUGAAGCAGUUCUGAAAAGCUAUACACACUUUGUAACCAGGGCUGCCAAUAUUUUAAAUAUUGAUAUCUCUAAAACAAUCCUUUUACCAACAAGAAAAGAAAGAUACACAUUAUUAAAGUCACCACAUAUUUACAAGAAACACAGAGCACAAUAUGAAAUAAGGACACACUCAAGGCUAUUACAA
Molecule: messenger RNA, 503 nt
Organism: Actinia tenebrosa (Australian red waratah sea anemone)
Lineage: Eukaryota; Metazoa; Cnidaria; Anthozoa; Actiniaria; Actiniidae
Product: small ribosomal subunit protein uS10m
Biological process (GO): translation
Cellular component (GO): mitochondrial small ribosomal subunit; mitochondrion; ribosome
Molecular function (GO): structural constituent of ribosome
Source: RefSeq, a predicted model, not a curated record